AUGGUCUUGCCAGCACUUUUCAAUAAAUCAGUAAACAGCAGCACUGCACCCCGUCGGUCGUCACGUACAUCUCCUCGUAGCACCUCCUCUGCGCAGAGCUCUGAAAGAAGUUCCUCUGAACCUCCUCCCGCUUGCGGACCCCUCGACCAUCUUUAUAUACACGAAGAGGCUCAUCUCAAGGACAUCAAUUCCGAGCCGCCGGAUCUUCGCGAGCUGAACAAUAGUCUUGUAGCACUGGCCGCCAUUUUCCCCGAUGUGCAAGUUGAGGUCUUCCGGGAGAUGCUUUCGAGUUUCGACGAAGAGUCCAGACUGGCAGUUGUGACGGAAGCUUUGUUGAAAGACAAAAUGCAGUUUGUGCGGGGAAGAAACAAAGUUGCUGGAAAAGAGAAGGUUGCCACUGAUGGAGACAAGGCGGGGGAUUCCAUCUUUCAAGGCUUGGUACAACCUGAAGAGAAGUUCAGGAGUCCUGAAUACAAGAAGGCUGUAAAGGGCAUAGCAUACCAGGAGUUUAAGGGCCUUUCUCGAUCGACAAUAAACGGCGUUCUGGCAGAACACAACUACGCUUACACACUCGCGAGGCCAACGCUCACGGCACUGUCCUCGAAGUCGUGGCGCUUCUCGAUAUCGUCCCUUUUUUCACGCAGAAAAACGACCGCUUCAGCCGACCCUGAGCAUCACCCGCUAGUAAUCUGGCAAUCGACCGGCAGGGGGUCGAUAGUCCCCACGCUGAAGGCAACGGGUUCUGCGGAACUGGACAAGGAACUAUUCGACGCACUUAUUGUGCCAAUAAAUCAGAAAGCGCAGGAAGAUCGAGAAGCCAAAGAUCACGUAUUGGCUCGCGAAGUCAACAACGAGGAGGCUGAGGCCAAUGAAGGCCUACACGACUGCGAAUGCUGCUUCACUGCUACAACUUUCGAGGAGCUAUCAGCCUGUGACGAUGCCGGUCACUUUGUUUGCUUUCAGUGUGUGAGACAUUCUGUAAAAGAAGCAGUGUUUGGACAAGGCUGGCAACGCACCAUAAACACCGAUAGUGGCACACUGCGUUGCAUAGCCGCGAUGUCUGGAGAAUGCCAAGGCUGCAUUUCACAGAGUCUAAUCCGGCGAGCAUUCGAUGAGGAUAAAGGAGAAAAAGACGUCGUUCGGAAACUUGACGAACGGCUAGCUGAGGAUAGUCUGCUCAAAACUGGACUUCCCCUGAUUCGAUGUCCAUUUUGCAGCUAUGCUGAGGUGGACGAGCUCUACCUUCCAGAAUCUCAGCGAGCAUGGAGGAUAAAGCGUGCUGGAGACACUUUUCUUUAUACUCUCAUUAUUUUGGUCUUAGGCGUUGGCAUGAUACCCUUCUUUUUACCGGUGUUUUUACUGUUUUCAUUUUUAUUCAUACUCUUCUCCUCGCGUCAAACCUUCGGCGACUUCACCUUGGGCCAUUUUCACGCUUCUCUUGCCCGCUUGCGGCGCAAACAACACGGCCUAAAGUUUGUCUGUCAAAACUCGGAAUGUAGGCGAGCCUCGUGUAUUUCUUGCUCCAAAGGCUGGAAAGAUAUACACAUCUGUCAUGAAUCCUCCCUCCUUGCGCUGCGCACGCAAGUUGAACUAGCCAUGUCGCUAGCAGUUAAGAGGACCUGCCCUCGUUGCAACACAUCUUUCGUCAAAUCUUCCGGGUGCAAUAAACUCACCUGCAUCUGUGGUUACCAGAUGUGCUACGUCUGCCGCAAGGACAUUGGAAACGGCGAAGGCUACAGACACUUCUGUGAACACUUCCGGCCGAACGGUGGACGAGGCUGUACUGAAUGCUCGAAAUGCGAUCUUUACCGAUGUGAAGAUGAUGAGGUUGUGGUGAAAAAAGCAAAAGAGGAGGCGGAACGUCAGUGGGUCGAAAAAGAAGGCACCGAUCUCGGUGGCAAUGAAAAAGUGCGCAAGGUACUCCAGGAGAAGCGGAAAAAUGAUGGAGACGUGGGAUGGUGGAGUUGCCAUUUGAGCAUGCCAAAUUGGCAGAGCAUGCUAGACGCAAUGAUGGAGAUGGUCGUGGAAUGA
Messenger RNA from Glarea lozoyensis ATCC 20868, 2031 nucleotides. Its product is annotated as RING/U-box. The transcript has a single exon. Lineage: Eukaryota; Fungi; Ascomycota; Leotiomycetes; Helotiales; Helotiaceae. The coding region runs from base 1 to 2031 and encodes 676 amino acids. The record is from RefSeq and is a predicted model, not a curated record.